Molecule: messenger RNA, 884 nt
Organism: Folsomia candida
Lineage: Eukaryota; Metazoa; Arthropoda; Collembola; Entomobryomorpha; Isotomidae
Product: acyl-protein thioesterase 1
Exons: 5
Coding region: 118-777 (219 amino acids)
Biological process (GO): protein depalmitoylation
Cellular component (GO): cytoplasm
Molecular function (GO): carboxylic ester hydrolase activity; palmitoyl-(protein) hydrolase activity
Source: RefSeq, a predicted model, not a curated record
GUGUUAUGUUAACCCAUUCUCAUUGUAGGAUCAGCAGGCAACAGCCGGAUUUUAAUUAAUUCUACAUUUUUCCUCAUCAAUUCACUAAAAUUGAGUUAAAAUUCGAACGUAUCAAUAAUGUCUCUCAUUCCUCCAGUUAUCAUUCCUGCUGCCGUCAAGCACACGGCAACGAUUUUCUUCCUGCAUGGACUUGGAGAUACGGGACAUGGCUGGGCGAGCGACUUGGCCGAUAUAAAACCCCCUCAUGCUAAGCUCAUCUGCCCCACAGCGCCUGAAGCGCCCGUCACGAUCAACAUGGGGUUUGAAAUGCCAUCUUGGUUUGAUAUUCGAUCCCUGGACAAAAAUGAUGGAAAUGAAGACGAGCAAGGAGUUAAAAAUGCGUCGCAAGAUAUUGUAAAAAUGAUUGAUGACGAGAUCAAAGCCGGAAUUCCAGCGGAUCGAAUCCUUCUCGGUGGAUUCUCGCAAGGAGCAGCCUUAUCUUUGUACACAGGACUCACUGGACCUCACUCAUUGGCCGGACUGGUCAUUCUAUCCGGCUAUCUUCCCGUUCGCAAAACAAUUUCAUGGGACAAGAUCAACAAGCCACCAGUUCUACAAUGCCACGGCGAUGCUGACACCGUAGUUCAUUACGAGGUGGGCGUCGGAACUUCUAAAAUGCUCCAAGAAUUGGGAAAACUUCCCAAUUUUACUUUCAAGACGUAUGAAAACUUGCAACAUUCCUCGUCCCCGAGAGAAAUGAGGGACGUGCAAAAUUUUAUUAAAGAAAAAUUACCAUAAUUCAGAUUCAUAGCAAAAAAAUCUUUUGGACUCAGAGUAAUUUUUUUUCGAUGAAAUUGUAGUAAAAAAGAGAUUCAUGUUUUUUUGGAACAAUGAAUAAGCCGUAA